AUGGAAAAAGUAAGGUUUUCAUGCGAAGUUGAUCAAGAGAAACUGAGCAAAAGUAGACUUAUACCUGAUUGGCUAAGUCGAAUCAAACCACCAUUUGAGCUUUUAGAUGCAAAUGUUAUUCAAAUAGAUUAUUUUGGACCACGAAUUGGUAUAAUAAAUUUAGAAGUCGACUACUUAUACAAAAACGAAAAAUAUCAUGAAAGGAUUUUCUUAAUAGGCAGAGCUGUUUAUAUUUUAGUUAUUUUUAAAUGCAAAGACGAUAAUGAAUUAUAUACUAUACUUGUUAGUCAGCCAAGAAUAGGUAGUGGGACUUUCUCACUUGAAAUUCCUGCAGGAAUGCUUGAUGAUUCAAAUGCAUUUAUAGAAUGUGCAAUAAGAGAGCUCGAAGAAGAAGUUCAUAUAACUGCAAAAGAUGAUGAAAUGAUAGAGUUGUCUGAUUUUAAUUUUACAAUUCCUGAAUUAUGCGAUGAUAAUUCAAAAUAUUAUUUAUACUACAAAGAAGAAACAAAAGAAAACAUCAUGAAAUUCGAUAAUAUGAGUACUGGCGCAGAAGAAGACGAAGUAAUUACUUUGAAAGUAUCAAAAUUUAAAGAAGCAAUGAAAUGCGCUACAGAAUCAGUAUCAUUAUACUGCAUGAAGAUUUUUGAGUCCAAACUAGCAAACGGAGAGCUCAAAUUAUAA
This is a messenger RNA of Trichomonas vaginalis G3, 681 nucleotides long. Its product is annotated as ADP-glucose pyrophosphohydrolase protein. NCBI's taxonomy places the organism in Eukaryota, Parabasalia, Trichomonadida, Trichomonadidae. The transcript has a single exon. The record is from RefSeq and is a predicted model, not a curated record. Bases 1 to 681 code for a protein of 226 amino acids. Gene Ontology annotation, biological process: ribose phosphate metabolic process; nucleoside phosphate metabolic process. Gene Ontology annotation, molecular function: ADP-ribose pyrophosphatase activity; ADP-glucose pyrophosphatase activity.